UGUAGAUGUUAGGCUGAAGCAGGAGAACAAACAACAAAAUGAGAGGAGUGGACAGUUGGAGCUUGCCAGAGUUGCAGCAGGGACAGAGGAGUGGGUGGUCAUUAUUUUGAGCUACCAAAAUGGAGUCUGCUACAAUGGAGCUGUCCUCCCUGCUCUCCAAUCAGUCAUCAGAGAGCUGUGCUGUGGUGGACACAACAGCUGAGAACAUGUUGUUUGGAUGCUUCUACAUCCUUGUUUUCUUUCUGGCGCUGAACGGUAACAGCCUGGCUCUCUGGAUCUUCUCUCACCAGCGUGGCUCUUCCUCUCCAGCUAACAUUUUCUUGAUCCAUCUGGCUGUGGCAGACUUAUCGUACGUGAUUAUCCUCCCACUGAGGGCCACCUACCACCUCACUGGAGGCCACUGGCCCUUUGGCGAGGUGCCCUGCAGAGUGGCAGGCUUUUUGUUUUAUGUCAACAUGUACGCCAGCCUGUACUUCCUGGCCUGCGUGGCUGGGGAUCGCUACCUGGCUGUUGUUCACGCUGUAAGGUCACUGAAGGUUCGUCGUGCUCGCUACGCUCACAUCAUCAGCUUCUCUCUAUGGGCCCUGGUUACUGUCUCCAUGGCGCCACUGCUAAUCACCCACCAGACUGCAGAGGUGGACGGCAUGACCGUGUGUUUGCAGCUCUACAGAGAGAAGGCCUCGCGCAAUGCACUGAUCUCACUGGCUGUGGCCUUUACCCCACCUUUCCUCGCCACACUGUCUUGUUACCUGCUCAUCAUUCUCAGCCUGCGUCGGGGCUCCAGGUUAGAGCCGACCCUCAAGCUGAGGGCCCUGCGCACCAUCGGUCUGGUCAUGCUCAUCUAUGUAGUCUGUUUUCUGCCUUAUCAUGUGAGCAGAGCCACUUUCAUCCUGGGCUACAGCCAUCCUGACGUCUCCUGCCAGACACGCAGAGGCCUGAGCCUGGCCAACCGCCUCACCUCCUCUCUCACCUGUCUGAAUGGCGCCAUGGAUCCGCUAAUCUACCUUUUUGGGGCGGAGAAGUUCCGUGGCACUCUAAUGACAUUGUUUUGCAAAGAUAAGGCUGGGAUGUCAGGAGCCACUAGUGGAGAGUUAAAGGUAACACAUGAGAGCUCUGUGAGUGCCAAGUCGGAGUUUUGAGGAAGAGAAA
Molecule: messenger RNA, 1149 nt
Organism: Micropterus dolomieu (smallmouth bass)
Lineage: Eukaryota; Metazoa; Chordata; Actinopteri; Centrarchiformes; Centrarchidae
Gene: gpr17
Product: G protein-coupled receptor 17
Exons: 2
Coding region: 120-1139 (339 amino acids)
Biological process (GO): phospholipase C-activating G protein-coupled receptor signaling pathway; positive regulation of Rho protein signal transduction
Cellular component (GO): membrane
Molecular function (GO): G protein-coupled receptor activity
Source: RefSeq, a predicted model, not a curated record